This is a messenger RNA of Loa loa (African eye worm), 3061 nucleotides long. Its product is annotated as UbcM4-interacting protein. The record is from RefSeq and is a predicted model, not a curated record. Gene Ontology annotation, biological process: protein polyubiquitination; positive regulation of proteasomal ubiquitin-dependent protein catabolic process; ubiquitin-dependent protein catabolic process. NCBI's taxonomy places the organism in Eukaryota, Metazoa, Nematoda, Chromadorea, Rhabditida, Onchocercidae. The transcript is spliced from 19 exons. Gene Ontology annotation, cellular component: ubiquitin ligase complex; cytoplasm. Gene Ontology annotation, molecular function: ubiquitin protein ligase activity; ubiquitin conjugating enzyme binding; zinc ion binding. The coding region runs from base 18 to 2831 and encodes 937 amino acids.
UUGCAGUAUCGAUAUUGAUGAGCCAGAAGAAGACACUUGGAACUGUUACGGAAUGUACAGAGCUUUGCGAUGAUUCGGUAUCUUUGCUAGGAGAUGUCGAUCUUUCAGUUUUAAAUAGUUCAAGACUUUUAACCGAAGAAAAAUAUGGUGUGAUAACGAAAAAUGAUGAAGAGGAUAAGGGGAAGUGGAUUCACGCGAAACCAUCUAGAUUGAAUUUCGCAUCGUUAUUUCAUGCCAGAUCACAUCGAAAAUACAACAGAAGCAGUAGUGUAAUAGAUAUAGCAUCAUCAAAAGGUAUCGAUGAAAUGAAUCGAACAAUUAACGAACGUAAAUUGUCUAAUGCAAAUGCUGGCUCAGUACCACAGUUAGAUUCGAGAAUUCUCCAAGAUAGCUGUUCAUCAAGUGUUGGUGGACAAUCGCAAUUUGCGAAUAGUGAAGAUGAACAAGGGUUUGGUAUUAAUGGUAGCGAAUCAGACUUUGAGCAGACAUUACAAAACAUUAAUGAUGAAUCUUCACGUUUUGGUGCAGUGGUCAUAUCUGAUAUCAGUUCACUACAACCAGCACCACAACAUUCACCAUUGAACGGUUCCUCUGCUCCGACUCGAAAACAUUGGGAAUGUCCAUUGUGCUUCAUUCGACAACCGUUAGCGAACUUUCCCCGUCUUUCCUGCUGCAGCCAUAGAUCAUGUAAAAAUUGUCUUGUACAGUACUUGCAAGUGGAGAUAAUGGAAAGCAGGAUACAGUUAACAUGUCCAGAAUGCAGUGAACUGCUUCAUCCAAGCGACAUCUACUACUUAAUGGCACACUGUCCUGAUUUAAUCGAAAAAUAUGAAACAUUUUCACUGAGACGAGUUCUAAUGAUGGAUCCAGAUACUCGAUGGUGUCCAGCACCUGACUGCACGUACGCGGUUAUCGCAACGGCAUGUGCUGCUUGUCCCGAACUACGCUGUGAACGUCCCGGUUGUGGUGCACUUUUUUGUUAUCACUGCAAAGGACCAUGGCAUGCCAGUCAAACAUGUGAUGAGGCUCGUAAGGAACGUGGAGAAAUAUAUCGACGAGCAGUGCCACAGCUUUCGGCUACACAAGAAAGCACCCUAAAACGUGGAGAUAUCAAAGCGUGUCCUCGAUGUCGUACAUACAUCGUUAAAAUGAAUGAUGGUUCAUGCAAUCAUAUGGUCUGUGCGAUGUGCAGCGCUCAGUUCUGCUGGCUUUGUUUGCGGGAAAUCAAUGAUCUGCAUUACCUAAGUCCUACAGGCUGCACUUUUUGGGGAAAAAAACCUUGGACCAGGAAGAAGAAAUUACUGUGUCAGGUUGGGACUUUGAUUGGUGCACCUGUUGGUAUUGCACUGAUUGCAGGUUUGGCAAUCCCAGGCAUAAUUUUUGGUGUACCCGUAUUUGUUGGAAGGAAAGUGAACCAGCGCUUUGCUCAUUUAACUAAAAUUCGUAGACGUUGUUUAACGGCUGGAAGUGUAGUAGGCUCACUAGUCGUUAGUCCAGUUUUGGCUGUAAUGGCUGUUGGUGUAGGAGUUCCCAUUAUGCUAGCUUAUGUUUAUGGUGUCGUACCUCUGUCUUUAUGUCGAAAUGGUGGAUGCGGUGUUGGUAGUGGUUCAUCAAAACCUGAUCAAGACGAUCUUGAUGAUGAUGAAAUUUGGCAUGAAGUGAAUAUGCGUAAUCAUGAGAAAUCUCCGUUGUUGAACGAUAUGGAGCGGCAGGAUGGUACAUCCGUCAUUACCAGAAUAUCUGUAAAUAGUGGGUUGUCGAGCGCGCAGCAAAUACCUAGCCGUUUACAGGUGCAAGCCGAAUUAUGUCGCCGCAGACCCAGCAUAGAAUCAGGAAUCAACAGCUUAGGCGAAAAGUAUAACUAUGAGGAAGCGAGCACCAAAGCUAUGGCUGGUUCUCAGUAUAAUGAUGACAAGAGUUUGCAUACAGUCUGUUCUGGUCAAGAAGCGGUGAGUUAUUGCGAAGAAGUGGCAAGCAUUGUUGCUUUGUCAGGUUCAGUUGUUGAUGCGAAGUCACUCACUGAUAGUGCCAGUGGACGUGUUUUUGUAACUCAGAUGUACUGCCGUGAGCGAGAUCUGAGUCCAUCAUCACAGCACGCCAUUGCUUGUAAUGAUUUUUCAAAAUCAGGUGAUGAGCAUUGUUGCGAAAAUCAGCAACACACUCGGCAGGAAAUAAUUACUCAUAACCGAGAAGAUUCGCUGUCAUGGGGUGGUGUUAGUAAACGUCGGGGUUACGCAGUGAACGUCGUUUCUGCUGCAAGUGGGAAUAUAAUAUCACAUCGGGUUGCACAAACAUAUUCUGGUGUAAAAUGUGGUUUCAUUACUGAGAAUGCUUCAGGAGGUGAUUCUGAUGAAUUAAUGUUAAUGGCUGAUGAAACAGUUCCUUAUCUUAGCGAUUCAAGUAAAGGUCUAAAGCAGUCAUCUUCAGGUUCGAUUAAAGUUCACCAGGUUAUGCGUUCCUCCCAUUCAAGUGAUUCUGCUGGUUCGAAAGCUGAUCGAUUUCACAUCCGUGCCCUUUUUGAUACUAUGAAAAGAAUCGUUUCGGAUGACGUUGCUUCUGAAUCUGAAAAAGAAUUGGAAGUUCAGCAGAUCGGUAAUUUCAAUUUCCGUUCAGUUUUACGCCGUCCAGCCCACAAGAACGUAAUUUCAAAUAAUACCGACACAUAUAAUCAUACUGGUGCAUGUUCUAGUGGCAGUGAUCAACGCGCACUGUUCUCCAGUUCAGACCACUCUAUCACAACAAACCACACUAAGGCGGACUGCAGUAGUGAUGAAACGAAUGAUGCAAGGAAUAAACGACGUUUCUUUUCAAAUAUUUUUACCAAACGUUGAAAGUAAAAUCUUAUAGUGCAUUUCAUUCUUUCUCAACUAUUUUUCGUUAUUGUCUCUUUCAAAGUUCUUUAUUCGGUUCCAUAUCGUAAAAUGGUGCGUUAUGAACAAUUUGUUAGUCAUACUGUACAUUUAUUUUGCGGGUAUCUCUACUUUCAUUUAAUAAGCACUGCAUUUUUCUCUAUUUAAUGAUUAGCUAGUUAUGUACCGUUCACUUUAAUUUUAAUUAUGUC